Messenger RNA from Peronospora matthiolae, 681 nucleotides. The record is from the annotation of a GenBank genome assembly. NCBI's taxonomy places the organism in Eukaryota, Oomycota, Peronosporomycetes, Peronosporales, Peronosporaceae.
AUGGUCAGGCUUCGUGCGUGUUUCGUCAACCACAAAGUGGCACGUUACAACCGUGUAACGCCUCCUUCAAUUCGUCUACGUCAAGAGGCAGAUGACGCGCGCAAGGCGUCUGAAUCUGCGGCGUCUUCACCAUCUAGUUUGUUCUCACCAUCCGGUGCGCCUAUUCCUUCUGAUCCCAAGGGAUAUGUACCGUCUCUUCGGGAACCGAUACGCCGCACGCCACCUGAUUUACCAGCGGAUUCUCCACUUGAUUCUUCACUGGAUUUACAAGCUGAUUCUUCAGGAUCUCCCGUUGCGCCUUCGGAUCAUGACACCUCUCGUACUGAUGACGUUGCCAUGUCAGAUGACGGCGUUGGGUCGACUUUGGGUGAUGCUGUCGACGAAUCUGUUUCGGACCCCUCCGACUUCAACUUGGAGGCAUUUUUGGGUGAAGUUAUCAAUGCCCCCAAGAUUAAUCCUGGUCCACCGCUAUGGACGAAAGCGGGUACCAAUCGUCAGGCUCUUUACGGUCGAUCUGGCGCUGAUCUGGUUGAAGCCAAGUCGAUCAAGUAUGACUUUAACGCUGAAGCUAGUACAGCUCAAGCGACUGGCCUCGUCAAACCAAAUUACUACCAUUCGCUAUGGUUCGAGGACGCUGACCCGGACGUCGCUCAAUGGCAGUACGAUCUCGAAGUUCGUUAA